AUGUUGAAUGUUCAAGUCUUAGAUGACAUAAUGAAAUAUACAAAGAAAUACUGUGGAAUAAAAAGAAAGGUUAAGGAGCCUUGUUUUGUAUUUCAUUAUAAUACAAGAGAAACACUUAUUAUUGAAAGUAAUAAAGAUACGUUCAAUAUAUUUAUACAAGAAGGAAUGUGGAGCAACAAUGAUUUAGUUCAACAAGCAUUUAAAAUAUAUGGAAAUAAACGAAUUAUUGAAGGAGAGAAUUUAGAAAGAAUGUUGAAAGUAUUUUAUGGUUUAUUUCCAUUAUUAGAGGAAUUUAUUGAGUAUGUCAAAAGAAAUAGACCAUUUUUUUAUCUCACAAAAGAUGAAUGGGAUUCUUUGUAUUAUGAAAGAGAUUGUGUGUUAAAUGACAAUUAUGUUAACGAAGAUAGAAUUAUUUCAUGGCCAUUGUUAUUUGAAGAGUUUAGAGCAACAAGGAGAAGUUAA
Molecule: messenger RNA, 462 nt
Organism: Entamoeba histolytica HM-1:IMSS
Lineage: Eukaryota; Evosea; Mastigamoebida; Endamoebidae
Exons: 2
Coding region: 1-462 (153 amino acids)
Source: RefSeq, a predicted model, not a curated record